GGCCUGACAGGAAACCUGGCCUCGCUUUACGGCCGCUGGAUGAGGAGGAGCGGAGAAGGGGAGCGGGAGGCGCCGCGGCCGCUACUGCUGCUGAGGAGACUUUGGGGACAUGGCCGAGGUACCGCCCGGGCCUAGCAGCCUCCUCGCUUCGCCGCCGGGAGCCGCCGCCUCGCUCCUUUCGCCCUUCCCAGGAGCCGCCGCUGAGGAAGAGGAGGAGGAGGAAGAGGAGGAGGAGGAAGAAGGAGGAGGAGGAGGAAGGCCCCGUGGGGGGGAGGAAGAGGAGGAGGUCGGGGAUGAAGAAGGGCGGGAGGGCCCCCCCUCCCGCCGCCGCCUCUGCCCGCCCCGCCGCCGCAACCACCAGCUCAACGGGCUCAUCGCGGGCCCGGACUUGCGGCACUUGCGGGGCUCCCUCAAGGGCAAGGUGCUGAGCGGCGGCGGCAGCAAGAAAAGCGGCGGCGGCGGCGGCGGCGGAAGCAACACGGCCCCUGGCAAGACAAUGGGACACGGGCAGGAGCCCCCGCCGCAGGAAGGGCCGCCGCCGCCUCCCCCCUCGCUCAGCAACCACCACCGGGGGCCCCAUCCCCAGGCAAGGACUGCACAGCACCACCACCAGCACCGCCGCCACCACGGCGCUUCUGGCCCCUCUGCCGGGGACAGGAAUGGGCUGGCUGGGGGAGGUGACGAGGAGGAGGAGGAGGAAGGCCAGGAACAGGAGUUGGAAAGGGAGGAGGAGUCCCUGCUGCUCCUCUCCAGGUCCUUGGCCUCCACGUGCAGCUUGCAGAAAUGCCCCGUGGGGCCCCCCACAGACUCUUCCUGGGCCCCGCAGCAGGUGGAGGAGGAAAAAGAGGACCUCACGAUACGAUACGUCCGAUACGAGUCCGAGCUGCAGAUGCCAGAUAUCAUGAGACUGAUCACCAAAGAUCUGUCUGAACCCUACUCCAUUUACACAUAUAGGUAUUUUAUUCACAACUGGCCUCAGCUUUGCUUUUUGGCAAUGGUAGGAGACGAGUGUGUAGGUGCCAUUGUCUGCAAGUUGGAUAUGCACAAAAAGAUGUUUCGCAGAGGUUAUAUAGCCAUGUUAGCAGUGGAUUCCAAAUACAGAAGAAAAGGCAUAGGUACAAACUUGGUUAAGAAAGCUAUUUAUGCCAUGGUAGAAGGAGAUUGCGAUGAGGUUGUCUUGGAGACUGAGAUCACAAACAAGUCUGCGUUGAAACUUUAUGAAAACCUUGGCUUUGUGCGAGACAAGAGGCUCUUCAGAUACUAUUUAAAUGGAGUUGAUGCAUUGCGUCUUAAACUGUGGCUGCGUUAACAGGAGCACCUCCUCUUUCCAACCAACAUGGCAGCAGCGUCCUUUGCAUGCAAUGCAAUUUGUGUGGAAUUGCUUUGCAGGUGGACAUAAUAACUUCCAUGCAGCUCUUCUCCGUCGCACCUAAAUCGUUGCACUGUGUGGCAUGGCACAUCUUGUUCUGAAUUUACAGCAGGUUGCUUCAGACUUCAGAUCCUCUUGGUAACCAGGAAGAUGUGCCAGUAGGUAGCCAAGAUCCCUUCUUUUCAGUUGCAAGUCUACUGACUCUUGUUAUAUAAACGGUGAACAUUUUAUCCAAGAACCUGUGUUAGCAGAACACAACUUCUUUUUUUCUUUUCUUUUUUUGGUGUGAGAGAGAGAAAGAGAGAGAAAAGCCAAUGUAGAUUGUAAAAUUCUAUAAGUAUACUAACAUUUCAUACAAAAUUCACCAUAGGUUUUUUUGUUUUUUUUUCUGGGGAAAAUAAAAACAGCUUCAACUUUAGGUUUUAUUUUUCAAUAUUGAACUUUCCAUUUUUAAAUAUUGGUACCUCAGUGAUUAGUGAAUGAAAAAAUGUAUUGUAGGGUGGGGUGUGUGUUACAUCGAGUAACGGUAACAAUUAAAUUGCGUCUGCCAGUGCCUGUAUAGAUACGUAUAUUUGUCUCCACCGCUAAUUUUUGAGUGCAUGCUUUUCUUUUCUUGAUUUUUUGUCUUUGCAAGAAUGGCUUUUAUUUAAAUUCUGGAUUUGAUAAUAAAUUAUUUCAUUUAUAAUUUGGAUACUUCUCCCAUGUGAGGGCUUAAAAAGUCCUUCUCUUAUAGCAAGAAGUGUAAGCUAUCUUUAAAAAAAAAAAAAAACCUUGAGUAGCUGCUAAAAGGGAGUCUGAUGCACUUUUUCCUUUAAAGAGACUGAGGGAUCUUUUUUAAAACAAACAACAAAUUAAUGCAAAUUGGAUCAAUUUUUUUAAAAAUCAAAACUAUCACUAUAAUAGCUAAAGAACCAUUAUUUUAAAGCAUUUGGAAUAACUUAAUUUUGAUUUGGAUUCAUAUUGCUUUGCUUCCAUGUUCUAAAAAUGCUUUAGUCUUCAGUUCUUGGUCUUGGAAAUAAAUUUCACCAUGUCCAUUUUUAAGCUGCUUUGGUUUUCUCUAUUUUUUUUUAUUUUUAUUUUUUUGCAAAAGCCAAAACUCUUGCAGUUUUAAUUUCCUUCUGAAUUAUUUGGCAGAGGUGUAUCCAAACAUCGGGUUUGAACUUCCCCCCUUUUUUAAAAAAAUGGGCUACACGGGCUUGUUAAGACCAACAUCUUUUUUCAGCAGUUACACAGUGUGUACUUCUGUCUGUCAGUGCAAUAUGUAAAGCGAAUCACUUCUUUUUGGCAGUUCAGCAAUGACAGCAUUGAUAUAUAUAUAUAUAUAUAUAUAUAUAUAUAUAUAUAUAUAUAUAUGCAAAAUGUAAAAACAACCCUAGAUGACUCAUGGAAAAAUAGAUUGCUUCCUUAUAUUGAAAGGAAAAUCUUCAGAAUUCAACUUUGCCUUACUAUGUUGUAUGUUAAGGAUUCAACCUAUCAUUUUGUAAAAUGGCUCGAGUUACUGUACAUUUGAGAGGACCUGACCUCCAGUCACCCUUUGGAGAAAAAGACCCAUUCUGGACAGCUUAGUAAGUUUAAAGGAAGGCCAUCCUUAUUUUGCACAGACUGAGCGUCUCCCCCACUAUGUAUAAGUUGUGAAUUGUAUUUGGGAAAAAUAAAGGAUUUUAAUUUAAAACGG
Elgaria multicarinata webbii is the source of this 3044-nucleotide messenger RNA. It is a transcript of the gene NAA30, whose product is annotated as N-alpha-acetyltransferase 30, NatC catalytic subunit. The transcript has 5 exons. Bases 110 to 1309 code for a protein of 399 amino acids. Gene Ontology annotation, cellular component: NatC complex. Gene Ontology annotation, molecular function: protein-N-terminal amino-acid acetyltransferase activity. The record is from RefSeq and is a predicted model, not a curated record. Gene Ontology annotation, biological process: N-terminal peptidyl-methionine acetylation. NCBI's taxonomy places the organism in Eukaryota, Metazoa, Chordata, Lepidosauria, Squamata, Anguidae.